CAAAUCAUUUAUACAAUCAAUUCAUUUGAUCUCAAGAUAUGGCACAACACGUAGAAUCAAUGGAGACAUCACUCGAGACCACAGAUGACGGCAAUGAAGACAAAGAGAUACAACCACAAAUCUACGCAAAAGAGUCUUUGGAUCGAUUCGGUGAUGACUUGUGUGCACUUCUCUUGUCUUACUUGUCAACAAAAGAUCGAUUCCGAUACGAAUGUGUGUCCAAACAGUUCCAGAGGAAUAUCUACAAAAGUGUCGUAACCUUCAAAUUAAACGACAAAUUAAUCCGAAAAAUGCCCGAAAGAUAUUACCCGCAAAUGUUGGCCACAAUUACCACAAAGUGUCCCAACAUUGAGAUCAUUGACUGCCGAAGACUGGAAUCGAGUCGCCUCUCGAGUCAAACGACAAAUUAA
Messenger RNA from Medioppia subpectinata, 410 nucleotides. The record is from the annotation of a GenBank genome assembly. Lineage: Eukaryota; Metazoa; Arthropoda; Arachnida; Sarcoptiformes; Oppiidae.